Messenger RNA from Esox lucius (northern pike), 695 nucleotides. It is a transcript of the gene rps27l, whose product is annotated as ribosomal protein S27 like. NCBI's taxonomy places the organism in Eukaryota, Metazoa, Chordata, Actinopteri, Esociformes, Esocidae. The transcript is spliced from 4 exons. Gene Ontology annotation, cellular component: cytosolic small ribosomal subunit; ribosome. The record is from RefSeq and is a predicted model, not a curated record. Gene Ontology annotation, molecular function: structural constituent of ribosome; RNA binding. Gene Ontology annotation, biological process: ribosomal small subunit assembly; translation. The coding region runs from base 326 to 484 and encodes 52 amino acids.
ACACGUUGCUGCAGCUAGCCACAACGUUACGCGACUGUAAAUCUUUGGCAUCGCCCCAAGACAGCUGUGGCACGAUUUGGCCACGUACAUUGUUAAUAAAUAUGUAGUUAACUAACCAGCGAGAAAUGUACUGCGUACAGCUAAUGAGUUCUGCUUUAGUUACUUUUCACGGUGAUGUAUCAAAUCAGAAGCGAAACAGCCUGUUUCAGACGGAAUGUUUCUUAAUUAAGUAAAGUUAGCCAGAGACCUACUCCACCCUUCUGUGGAGUUGGAGAGAAGACAACAUAAGAAGAAACGCCUCGUUCAAUGCCCUAACUCCUACUUCAUGGAUGUUAAGUGCCCAGGCUGCUAUAAAAUCACCACAGUGUUUAGCCAUGCCCAGACCGUGGUACUUUGUGUUGGAUGCUCCACUGUUCUCUGCCAGCCAACCGGAGGAAAGGCAAGACUCACUGAGGGUUGCUCUUUCAGGAGGAAGCAGCACUGAGGAUGAUGACAGUGUGACAGCUCAUGUUAAGCAGACAGUGUGACAUCAUUUCACGGAUCAACAUCAUGCCAGAGAUCUAUGAUCGAUGCCUUAACUGUUCAAUCAUUGCAGUGACGGAAGUGAAAUAAUGCAGUCGUUUUGAUUUGUAACCUUAUAUAUGGCUCAUCUUUUUACCAUCAGUCCACUUCGGAAUAAAGCCUUACUCAUGAUG